UAUGUGGUCAGAAGCAGUUGCUGGCUGAAUGUAGACACAGAAACUCAGGGUCCAGUUACCAUAAGAGAAGCAUCUCUGCACGCAACGGUGUGGUUCCUGCAGCCCCUCGUCUCCUCUGGCUCUCCGGCUGCCUAAGAAUGUCGGACCAGGGGAUGAGGCUGUUCGCUGUGUUCCUUGGCUUUCCUGUUCUGCUCUUGGCCUACCGGUGUCAGAGUCCAAACCAGGACCAUCAAAUGGUCACCAGCUCUAAAAGCAACUCUGUCUCCCUCUUCCUACCUUCUCAGCCCUCCUCUGAUGUCUUCCACAUGGUGUGGAAAAAGGACAACAAAGUGAUGGCUAAGGCAAAAAAUAUCUCAAAUGUCUUGACUUUCAGAAACAAAACCAUCUUGUUUCCAAAUGGGACUCUGCUGCUGUACAGCCUGCUCAAGGAAGAUAGAGGUCUUUUCCAGCUGGAGAUCUUCAGUGACAGUGGAACAUGUCUGUUCUGGGGCAGCAUUAUGCUGGAUGUCCAGGACCCAGUGUCCAAGCCGGUCUUAUCACAGAUUUCUUGGCAGAAUGAAACAGUAAACCUAAAGUGUGAAGUGCAGCGAGGUGACAAUGUGUCCAUCCAGUGGCUGGAACGCCCAUGUGGCACCAACAGCAGCUGGGUUCGCACCAUGAGAGGCUUCACCUUGUCUGUUGAGAGGGGCACCUCCAGAGAGUUCAUCUGCACGGCUAUGAACAACAUCAGCCAAGAGACCAGCAAUGCUCUGACUGUUGACUGCCAUGAUGGAGCUGCACCUGAAAUAGUUUCAAACUCUGGUGACGAACCCAUGAGGAGAGAUACGGCGAGCGACCAAAUCAUCGUGCUCCUACUCUGUGCCUUUGCAAGCCUCCUUGUCAGCGUUACCAUAUUCCUGGUCUUCUUCAGCAUUGCCCAGAGGAAAAGAAAAACAGGGGUCAUGGAAACGAAAGUGGGAAGCUUUGCUGUGAGAGACCAGCAAGUCUUACAGAUGCUGAAAGAGGAGGUGUAUGUCGAUAUGAGCUUAGAGACCAUUGCCAGGACGGUACCAGAGAUGAGUAGCUUUGGACCAAUGGAGGCACCCUGGAAUGCACAGGAAGCAGAGACAGAUGCUAUCUAUGUCCCAAUGAAUACUGCCAAUAGCAAGGAAGAAACUGUUCCUGCUUCUGAAAUAAGUCAACCUGCAACUCAGCCCUCUGGUGAGGAACAAGUCUCUGAUGUAAGUUCCGGGAAUGACCGCAGACAGGUGGUUUAUGCCGAAGUCAACUUCUCAUCCAAGGAGCAGUCAAAAUGCAGUUCCUCACCCACCGUAGGACAAUCACAGUGAUGGCAAAGUACUGGCAGUCUGUUGCGAGUCCUCAGUCUGAGUCUCUGCAUUGUGUCUGAAAAACAGGUCUUAAUAUUACAGUCUUUUUGUCUAGAUGUGAGUCCUAUAGCUCUGACCCUUAGCUGGUGUUUAGCAAAAAUUGGCAAGUGAGACUGCUCCCAUGACUGAUGACUGGGCUUUUCUCAAAUUUCUCAGAGUUUCUCAAAUAACCGCUUUGCAGAAUCAUGGAGCAAACAGCGAUCAUUCUGUCAAAACAAUGCUGGUUGGUCCAUUCAUGUAUAUGUUUUUCCAGGAUUUAGAAACUGCUGUGUUCACCUUUAUUUUCAGUGUCCUUUUACAGUAACUACUAAUAAUUAUUAAUGAAAAGAAAACAUGCAUUGGUUCCACAGAGUGUUUGACACAAUUACUAUUUUCUACUCUUGGUUUAUUUGUCUAAGCCAUACUGGACACUGGACUCAACAGCUGUUAUAAAUAAUAUUUAAUUGUAAAAUAACAUAUAAACACACAAAGAUUUGUCAAAAAUUUGUUUGGAGUUAUUGCUUCAUGUUCUGGCAUUUGAACAUAAAACAUUUUAAUAACAUUAAAUCAUGAUUCGUUUUAACAGUCUGCACAAAAAACCAAAAAUUGUAAGAUGAGACACUUUUGC
Molecule: messenger RNA, 1974 nt
Organism: Scleropages formosus (Asian bonytongue)
Lineage: Eukaryota; Metazoa; Chordata; Actinopteri; Osteoglossiformes; Osteoglossidae
Exons: 9
Coding region: 138-1328 (396 amino acids)
Cellular component (GO): membrane
Source: RefSeq, a predicted model, not a curated record